Messenger RNA from Cantharellus anzutake, 801 nucleotides. RefSeq names its product alpha-N-methyltransferase NTM1. The record is from RefSeq and is a predicted model, not a curated record. Gene Ontology annotation, molecular function: N-terminal protein N-methyltransferase activity. Gene Ontology annotation, biological process: N-terminal protein amino acid methylation. The transcript is spliced from 5 exons. NCBI's taxonomy places the organism in Eukaryota, Fungi, Basidiomycota, Agaricomycetes, Cantharellales, Hydnaceae. Gene Ontology annotation, cellular component: cytoplasm. The coding region runs from base 1 to 801 and encodes 266 amino acids.
AUGAUUCAACAAGGCCUGGAUUAUUGGGAAAAGGUGCCCGCCUCCGUAGAUGGCGUUUUAGGAGGCUUUGGAUCUGGGUCCCUCCCCCGCGUGGAUUCUGUAGGAUCUCGACUCUUUCUCCUUUCUUUAUUACCAGAGUUAUGCAUCGUUCCAUCUGCGAUCCGUCCGCUGGACGCAGGUGCCCACAGAAGGAUCAGGGCACUGGACGUCGGUGCUGGAAUAGGCCGUGUUACUUCUACAACCCUGCUGCCACUCGUUUCGGAUGUUGUCCUCCUCGAACCUGUAGAAUCUUUCAUCAAGCAAGCCAUCGAGCUCUCUGCGACCUGGCGGGGCCUCAAUGAUAAGUCAAAGAGUGUAACAUUUCUACAGGGGACCCUCCAACACUACGACCCAUCAUCCCCAAAGUUGGCACUUGAAGUCAAACUUUUGGCAAGAAAAGGGUCUGCAGUGGACCCAGAGACUGACUCCGCCUUCGAUAUCAUUUGGUGUCAGUGGUGUUUGGGACACCUAUCCGAUCCAGAUCUCGUCACAUUCUUCCGGCAGUGCAGGGAUGCAUUGCGUCGGAAAACUGAGAUUGGUGUCCUGUCUCAGAAGAUAUCUCCGCCUGUCAUCAUUGUAAAGGAAAAUGUCUGCCCCGAUGCGGAAGACGGGGGACCGGACCAAGCUUACGAUUCAGAUGAUGCGAGUUUCACAAGGUCCGACCAGAAAUGGAGAUCCAUUUUCCGGGAAGCAGGGCUUACUCUGAUAAAGGACACGGUCCAAUUGGGCUUUCCCGAGGGAUUAUACACAGUGAAGAUGUGA